Molecule: messenger RNA, 5943 nt
Organism: Batrachochytrium dendrobatidis JAM81
Lineage: Eukaryota; Fungi; Chytridiomycota; Chytridiomycetes; Rhizophydiales
Exons: 4
Coding region: 1-5943 (1980 amino acids)
Biological process (GO): regulation of DNA-templated transcription; chromatin remodeling
Cellular component (GO): chromatin; nucleus
Molecular function (GO): DNA binding; histone H3K4me/H3K4me2/H3K4me3 demethylase activity
Source: RefSeq, a predicted model, not a curated record
AUGAAGAGGUCAUCUCUAGCUGCUUCAAGAUUGAAUUCAUUGGAACAGUCAAGUAAAAAACAAGCACCUGAAUUGGAUUUGAAUUCCAUAAAAACAACUCCUUCUCGUACACACAGUUUUAAUCAUGCAAGUCAUUGGAAUAUCAGCUCAUCCAUAUUAAGUACUUUGGCAGCAGCACCCAUUCAUGAACAAGAAAUCACUACAGAAAUAAAUCAGCAUGCAGUUGAAAUUAACUCAUUCGAGCCUCGUGAGUCUGUUUGUCAGCAUUUGGAACAGCAAUGUGAUCAAGCUGAUGUUCCAGUAACUACGAGCCAGGGAAAUCAUGCACCAACUGAUAAUGGUUUACAUGAUAAUCCUAAUUGCUUCAACGACAAUCAAAACAUACCAAAAAGCAAUCGGCUGUUUGGAAUACCAGAAGCACCAGUAUUCAGACCCACUGCAGAGGAAUUCACUGAUCCCAUGGCAUAUAUUGCUCAAAUACGUCCAUUGGCAGAAAAGACGGGCAUAUGCAAAAGAUUUUGGUUCAAAACUCGCAUGCAAGAGCUCAACUCUCUUGGCGGCAGCUCCCGUACAGUUCUCAAUUAUCUUGAUCAGCUACAGAAAUUUCAUCAACAGCAAGGCACUCCAUUCACGCAUAUUCCUACUCUAAACAAGAAACCUAUAGACUUGCAUCAACUAAAGUUGGAAGUUCAAAAACGAGGUGGCUAUGAACAGGUGUCUGCAUCUAAAAAAUGGAUCGAGGUUGGAACUGAAAUGGGAAUGGAUCGAACCACGUGCACUUCGCUCUCGCAUAGUAUUCGACAGGCAUAUUUAAAAUUUAUUCUUCCGUAUGAAAAGUUUGUCGAAAAGCAUCAAAAGUCGGAUCAUAGUUUGAGUUCAACUCCAAUCUCCUCCGAUACGGCUUCUGCCAGCACGUUUGGAAGUCAGAUAAGGACUAGAGCAAGCCGUCAAGAAAACAAGGACGAUAUGUUGAAAUCCGAGUUAUCAGAUUAUUCGACAGAACCAUCUACAAAACGAUCAUCUACUCGACGAAACACAGCUUCAAAUAUCAUAUCCUUUACCGACCAUUCAAUGAAUGUGGACGAUUCUGAAUCUGAUGAUGACUAUUGUGAUCCCAAUAGACGCACGAGUCGCAAAUCACGUAGGUCAAUUACAUCACAGUCCAUGCCAGGCACCACUUCCCAAGCAAAUAACUCGGCUUCUUUGAGACAAUCUAGUCGCAUAUCUACUGUCUCGUCUUUUUCUGAAUCAAAAAGUCAAACUCCGGAUGAUGACGAUCUUGAAGAUCAGGCUGAUAAUUAUACAAAAAAUAGCUCAGAAUCAGAAAAGGAAACCACAUCCAUUAGCACUACUCGAGGUCGUGCCAAGCGGCCAAUCAAAAAAACACAAUUUUAUGAUGCUGGUCCAGCCAAGGGAGCUGCCAUCAUAAAACGCGAGGCGGUUGCUUUAGAAAAAGAGCUUGCCAAAAAGGCAAGACGAAAAAAAUACGGCAAGACUUGCAAAAUUUGCUCACGUGAAGAGUUGACACAAAAAAUGCUCAAGUGCGAAGAUUGCAAAAUACAGGUUCAUCCGAAAUGUUUAAAACCUCCAUUGAAAACUAUUCCUCGAGGAGAAUGGUACUGUGCAAAAUGUAUUUUGGUAUCCGGUAACGAUUAUGGAUUUGAGGAUCGCAAAAAGCUUCGUUCACUUUCCGAGUUUCAAAAGGUUGCCGACAAAUUCAAAGCGCAGUGGUUUCAUACAUAUUGCGACGAACAGGAAGAGUUUGUUGUUUAUGAAGAUGACAUUGAAAAAGAGUUUUGGCGCUUGAUCGAGUCUCCUUAUAAUGAUAUCGAAGUGGAGUACGGUGCUGAUUUACAUUCAUCUCACCAUGGCAGCGGGUUUCCUACUGCUGAAAAGCAACCCUUGGAUCCAUACUCAAGCUGUGGAUGGAAUUUAAACAAUAUUCCUAUUUUGCCUAAAUCUCUAUUCUGUCAUAUUCGCAACGACAUUUCCGGUAUGAUGAUCCCGUGGCUUUAUGUGGGCAUGGUGUUUUCUACCUUUUGUUGGCACACAGAAGAUCAUUUUUCAUAUUCUAUCAACUAUCUUCAUUGGGGCGAAACAAAAACGUGGUACGGUGUGCCAUCAUCCAAUGCACAGAAAUUUGAACAUGUGAUGCGAGAUACUUUUCCAGAGCUAUUCAAGCAAAACCCAGAUCUUUUGUUCCAUAUCACAACAAUGCUUUCUCCCAAAAAGCUAGUUGACAAUGGAGUUGAAGUGUUUGCACUGGAUCAUCAUCCAGGCGAGUUUGUGAUUACAUUUCCUAGAUCGUAUCAUGCUGGCUUCAAUCAUGGCUUUAAUUUUGCCGAAGCAGUGAAUUUUACUUUACCGGACUGGAUUCCAUUUGCUGCUCAAUGUGAGCAUGAAUAUCAUUUAUAUGCCAAACAGCCUGUAUUUUCGUUGGAUGAGUUGCUGAUUUCUACAGCCCGGACUAAAAUGACAGAAGACUGUGCAAUAUCUUUACGCGACUCGUUUGCUCAAAUGCGGCAGAGAGAAAUUGAUGGACGACACAGUGUGAUAUUCAACUGCAAAAUUCAGAUUGUUAAAGAAAAAAUAGGCGAUCAUGCCUCGGAUGAUGACCAAUGUAGAACGUGUAAGCGGUACUGCUACCUUUCAAGAGUAUCCUGUGAACGAUGUCCAGGCCAUGUGUCUUGUUUUGCGCACGUGUCAAAGCUCUGUGAAUGCGAAAAACCUGCUUUAGUCUUGCAAAUGCGGUAUACGGAAGAAGAACUAGCAAGACUGGAAGCUCGUGUUUGUGCAGUUGCUGAAAAAACGCCUUCAUGGAGAAAUCGACUAAAGAGUAUGCUAUUGGAAGCCACAUCUCCACCACCGUUAAAGUCUUUUGUCAAGCUACUUAAAGAGGCUCAACAUAUGCCUGAAGUACAGGCCGAGGUUGCCACUCUUACUCAAUUUAUUGAUCAAGCAAAUGCAUGGGUUAAUUCCGUUAAACAAGUUGUCCACAAACCUAAACGACACUCUGUCAAGUCUAAUUUCUUGCUCCAGCAUACUACAAAAUCAGAUCGACCCACUCUGAGCCAUAUCAAGUGUUUGUUUGAAUCGUCCAAAACGCUUGCAUUUGAUUCUGCCGAGUUGAAGUUACUGCAGAUUUUGUAUAUCAAAGUCACCGAGUACUGUAACAUGGCUCAAAAAGUGCUAGAUGAGCUUCCGAACGUGUCGGAUGAUACUUUGGAGGCAACGUACAACUCUGGCCAAGCAACAGGUGUAGCUACACUACAACAGUCUGCUAUUCACUUGGUGAUGAAGCAGCGAUCAUGGCAGACCCGAUGCUCAUGCACUAUCCAUUCAUCCAAGGGCGUGACAUUGGAGAAUGUGCAAAAGUUGUUCAAGGAAGGUAUCGACUUGAGCAUUCCUCCCACUGACUCUAUUUUGUCCAUGUGUCGCGACCAAAUCAAAACAGGCGAAGCCUGGGUUGUAAGGGCUACACAGCUGCUCAACGACAAAACAAUCACUUUGGAUAUACUCGAUCAAUUUUUGUUGGACUCGAAAAAUGAGAGAUUUAGUUCAACUGUGUAUGAUAAACUACAAAGUGUUUCCGAGUCUGCUCAUGCAUGGGUCAGUCGUGCACAGCCUUAUAUCGAUGCAAUUCAACAGAAACGUAACAGUCAUACAUCUGUGCCAACACAUCAGGCCAAUAUGGAUGAACUACAGGCGCUGGUGGCCGAUGGUAAUCUGCAAUCCUUUCCACCACCCCAUUUUUCAUUAGUUACUGAAGCAGUUGCACAGGCCAAUCAAUGGACAAUACGAGCACGUAGAGCAUUUGUUGGUAAAUCGCAUCAAAUUACCGACUCAUUAAUUGAGCUCAUUACUGAAGCCAUCGAGUCCUCUCCACCUGUAUUGAAUAGCGAAAGCGAUCCCUUGUGUUACUGCAUUUGCCGUAAACCUGACGAACGUGGAUUUAUGAUUGAAUGUGAUCGCUGCAACACAUGGUAUCAUGGUCAAUGUAUCAAAACUUUUAAAAAAGAAAUACAGAAUGGCAUUCACUUUGCAUGUAUUGUUUGUGAUUCAGAUUUUACCAUCCAGAGGGCCAAUCGACGACCGCCUUUGGAACUGCUGCUUGCUGUUAAUGCAGAAGCCAAGAAUCUUGAACUUGUACCAGUUGAAGCUGGACUGCUGAAAACAUUGGUAGACAUGUAUACUGCCUGGAGAGUACGCGUAGAUGCUGCAUUAACCUCUCAUCCCAUUGAUCACGAUCUUGUACGAAAAUUUCUGCGGUGUGCAGAAGGUUCUACCAUUGGAGAUUCGGUUUACAUUGCACGCAUGAGACAAGUAUUAUUUGGAAUCGAUAUACCGGAAAAGUAUGCUGCAAUCGUACAAGCCAUCACAAAUGCCACGAGAUUGUACUGUUUGUGUCGAAGACCGAAUGGAAACGAAUUGCCCAUGAUUGGAUGCGAUACGUGUGACGAAUGGUUUCAUUUUGAAUGCGUUGGAUUGUCAGUGCUAGAAGCUGAAGCGAUCAGUAAAUACAUGUGUCCCAACUGCCGUACUAGGCAACCGUUGAAAGCAACUCUACAGAAUAAGAAACGACCACGCAAGUCAACGGAUACGUUUUCUGCAAAAAAAAGGCUUUCUGUCGUGACGGCGUUGGUAGAUAAAGUGUCUUCUCCCAGCCCUGUUGCUACCAACGGACCCAAAAAGAUUACGCUAAGGUUUAGUGGAUUACAGAUUGCAGCUGCCAAUGCUGCUAGUCACUUGGCGUCUGCGCUCUUGCCAUCAUCAUCUAGCUCUGUUAAUUUAGCCACUUCUACAAAUGCACAUCCAUCAUAUAGCAAUACGGUCGGUAGUUCAACUCCAGCACAUACAAAUGCUUUACCCAUUCGAUUGAAGUUGUCUGAUGCAUCACAGUCUGAUGCUCGGUCUAGCCCUGCAUUAGUUUCUAUACCCACUGAUGCUUUAGUUUCUGAAAUUGCACCAGAAACAAAACCUGUAGUUUCGUAUCCUUCCGUUAUAUCUGCUGAAUCAGCUUCUACUAAUCAUGCCACAAUCUGUGCCAAUUCUGCUAAACCUGCGAUCAAUACUAGCGCAGCUUCACUAUUUCCCGCUGAUAAUUCUUUUAUAGACAUUGCUUCUUCUGACCCCAAGAUAGAUUCAGCAGUGAAAAUGCCGCUUGUUGAUGAGCCAAUCGCUCAAGAGUCGUCUGCAUUGAUAGUAGCCACAAAAACACCUAUUGUAAAGCCCAAAUCUUCUCGAGUACGUGUUCCUGGAGUCAAACGAGCAGAUCAGAUCAAAGCCGCUGAGUUGGAAUCACUGCAGAAAACACUGGGUUCUGUUCCGCCGACACCAAGACCAACUCCUCCUUCGGUGACUUCAUUAUCUGAACUCCUGCCUCACACACCAGCAUUUUUGCCACAUUCAGACACGGCAUUAUCUUCCAACUUGGGUUCAAGCACACGGAACAGCCUGACAGUAUCUGGUAUUGAUUCAGAAAUGGGUCUAGGAUUGCUCCCAGAUACUCCAGAUCUAAUACUACCACAACCUGAGCCAAAUUUGUCAAUCCUAUUGUAUCAAAAUGUUGACCACAACGAUGCGGUUAUCCAGCAUGCACAGCCUAUACAAGAUAUUUCUGAAAUGCCUAUACAAAAGCCGUCCCAAGAAUCGUAUGAUAAGAUGACCAAUGCAAAGAAUCGACCACAAACCUAUAAAAUCAAUCAUGGCAAUGAACCAUCAAACCAACACCACACGACAUAUAAUCCACAGCUUGUGAAUAUGUCAUCUUAUCUUUCACAAAGCGACGUGUCUUCAUUUACAUAUCACCAGCCCGUCAUGAUAUCACCCUACAUUCAACCCGUAGCGCAUGUGUACCCACCAGUGAGCUAUACACCAUCAACAUUGAAUGGAAAUUCAUCAUUUGUAUACGAUGCACUGCAAGUGCAGCAUCCAAAGCAAUAA